Molecule: messenger RNA, 1516 nt
Organism: Oxyura jamaicensis (ruddy duck)
Lineage: Eukaryota; Metazoa; Chordata; Aves; Anseriformes; Anatidae
Gene: GMPPA
Product: GDP-mannose pyrophosphorylase A
Exons: 13
Coding region: 98-1384 (428 amino acids)
Biological process (GO): biosynthetic process
Cellular component (GO): cytoplasm
Molecular function (GO): transferase activity
Source: RefSeq, a predicted model, not a curated record
GCGGCGCGGUGACGUGUCCCACACGUGUGCGGAAGCGCCGGGCAGCGCCGGGCCGGGCAGCGCCGGGGGGGGCCGAGCCGGGCCGGGCCGCGCCGCGAUGCCGCUCAAGGCCGUGAUCCUCAUCGGGGGCCCGCAGAAGGGCACCCGGUUCCGGCCGCUGUCCUUCGAGGUGCCCAAGCCGCUGUUCCCCGUGGCCGGAGUGCCCAUGGUGCAGCACCACAUCGAGGCGUGCGCCAGGGUGCCCGGCGUGAAGGAGAUCCUGCUGAUGGGCUUCUACCAGCCCCACGAGGCCCUCAGCCGCUUCCUGGUGGCGGCGCAGCAGGAGUUCAAGAUCCCCAUCAGGUAUCUCCAGGAGUACGCGGCGCUGGGCACGGGCGGUGGCAUCUACCACUUCCGAGACCAGAUCCUCUCGGGGGGCACCGAGGCCUUCUUCGUGCUCAACGCGGACGUGUGCUCCGAGUUCCCCUUGCAGGAGAUGCUGGACUUCAGGCAGCAGCACGGGGACGCGCACAGCUUUGUCAUCCUGGGCACCACGGCCAACAGGACGCAGGCUCUGAACUACGGCUGCAUCGUGGCCAACGCCGACACGCAGGAGGUGCAGCACUACGUUGAGAAGCCCAGCACGUUCGUCAGCGAGGUGAUCAACUGCGGCAUCUACCUGUUCACGCCCGCCAUCUUCCAGCACAUCGGCGAGGUCUUCCAGCGGAACCAGCAGGAGCUAGCGCUCUGUCCUUACCUUGGAGAGGAGAACUCCAAUGGCUGGCAGCGCGCAGAAGUGAUCCGGCUGGAGCAGGACGUCUUCACAGCGCUGGCUGGGAGCGGCAAGCUCUAUGUCUACAAAACCGAUGGCUUCUGGAGCCAGAUCAAAUCGGCUGGCUCUGCUAUCUACGCCAGCCGCCUCUACCUCAACCGGUACAGCCAAACCCACCCCGAGAGGCUGGCCCAGAACAAACCUGGAGGCCCCAUCAUCCGAGGGAACGUGUACAUCCACCCCACGGCCUCCAUCGACAGCACGGCGGUGCUGGGCCCCAACGUCUCCAUCGGGGAGGGGGUGACGGUGGGAGCCGGCGUGCGUGUGCGCGAGUCCAUCGUCCUCCACGGGGCCUCGCUGCACGACCACACCUGCGUCCUCAACACCAUCGUGGGCUGGGACAGCACCAUCGGGCGCUGGGCCCGGGUUGAAGGAACGCCCAGCGACCCCAACCCCAACGACCCCUAUGCCAAGAUUGACAGCGAGACCCUCUUCAGGGAUGGCCGCCUCACCCCUUCCAUCACCAUCCUGGGCUGCAGCGUCACCAUCCCUGCCGAGGUUGUUAUUCUUAACUCCAUCGUCCUUCCUCACAAGGAGCUGAGCCGCAGCUACAAGAACCAGAUUAUCCUCUGAGUUCGCUGCUGGCUGGGCUGGGGUGGCCUCUGUCACCUCCUGGGGGUCCCCAGCCCCCCGGGGGGCAGGUGAGGAGCCCUGCAAGUGCCUGAUUCCUGCUCCAGACAGACAUUAAAGCUGGUGAGCAUCAGC